GUGUGAGGGGGGUGAUUGUGUUUUGUGUUAUUUUAUUUUAACGGUUUGUUAUUAAAAACGCGCUAGAAUUCGUUGCUACUUUGUGAACAUUUGUGACUUAGUUGAUGUGGAAAGGGUGGCUCGUGCAAAAUGACGACGCAACCGGAGGUCGGGGUUUCCGACUUUGUUCUGCUGGACAAUUUGACUGCGGACAACUUUAUCGAAAAUUUGCAUUUGAGAUUCCAACACAACAAAAUCUACACAUACAUCGGUGAGGUGCUGGUGUCCGUGAACCCGUACAAGACGCUGGACAUCUAUGGGCAGCAGCACAUGGCGCAGUACCGGGGGCGGGAGAUGUUCGAGGUGCCUCCACACGUGUACGCCGUGGCCGACGCCUGCCAGAGGGUGUUGCGGCAACAGGGGAGAGACACAUGCGUCCUCAUAUCCGGCGAGUCCGGUUCGGGGAAGACGGAAGCCUCCAAGUUUAUCAUGAAGUACAUUGCUGCCAACACCAUGCAGGUUCACAGGGAGUACAUUGACAGAGUAAAAAACGUCCUCAUACAGUCAAACUCAAUCCUCGAAACUUUCGGCAACGCGAAGACGAACAGAAACGACAAUUCCUCUCGUUUCGGCAAGUACAUGGACAUCCACUUUGACUACAAAGGCGAUCCCAUGGGCGGACACAUCAGCAACUAUCUGCUGGAGAAGAGCAGGGUUGUCAGCUUGCAGCCUGGGGAGAGGAACUUCCACUCUUUCUAUCAGCUCCUCAGCACAAACAACCCACACACGAAAAAGUAUGGAUUGAGUACGAGCUCAGUGUACAAGAUAUUAGGAAACGAGCGUUCGACAGCACAGGAUUCUAAGCUCUUCAGUCUUACGAAUAGCGCCUUUAAUGCCUUGGGCUUCUCCUCGUCCGUUGUUAAUGAUAUUUGGAGUAUAGUGUCUGGAGUCAUUUUAUUGGGUGAACUCACCUUCACAGAAUCGGCGAAUGGCCUAUCAAUUGGUGGCCCCGUCAAAGAAUGCGUCAGCGCCCUGGGAAUAACUCAAGACGCCCUGAAAUCCGCCAUGGCGGGCAGGAUCCUCUCCGCGGGCGGCGACCUGGUGAGCAAGGAGCACAGCCUGUCUGACUCCAACUACACGCGCCUGGCGCUGGCCAAGGCUGCCUAUGACAGACUCUUCACGUGGAUUGUCGAACAGAUCAACAAAGCCAUAGAGUCACCUCAGAACACAUACCGCAGUUCCUUGAUCGGCGUGCUGGACAUCUACGGCUUCGAGAUCUUCGACACCAACAGCUUCGAGCAGUUCUGCAUCAAUUACUGCAAUGAGAAGCUGCAGCAACUGUUCAUCGAGUUGGUGCUAAAGCAAGAGCAGGAGGAAUACGCCCGCGAAGGCAUCCAGUGGACUCCGGUGCAGUACUUCAACAACCGCGUCAUCUGCGAGCUGGUGGACGCGCCGCACCAGGGCAUCAUCGCCAUCAUGGAUGAAGCCUGCCUCAACCCUACCAAGAUAUCAGACACACAGUUGCUAGAAGCCAUGGACAAACGGUUAAACGGACACAAGCACUACACCUCCCGACAGUUGUCACCUACGGACAAGAAACUAAAGCACGGAGUUGAUUUCCGAAUAACACAUUAUGCAGGUGACGUCACAUACGCGAUCACAGGGUUUAUGGACAAGAACAAGGACUCGUUAUGGCAGGACCUGAAGAGGUUGCUGCACGCUUCUCGCAACGCCUCGCUAGCCGCCAUGUGGCCUGAAGGCGGUGCGCAUAUACAGAAGACGUCGAAGCGGCCUCCGUCGGCAGCGACGCUGUUCCGCAACUCGAUGUCGUCGCUGGCGGCGGGGCUGGCGAGCAAGGAGCCGUUCUACGUGCGCUGCGUCAAGCCCAACCCCAUGCAGACGCCCACGCACUGGGACGAGCAGCUCGUACGGCACCAAGUAGCAUACUUGGGUCUAGUAGAGAACGUCCGAGUGCGGCGAGCAGGGUUCGCGUCACGACAACGAUACGACCGGUUCCUGAAACGCUAUAAGAUGCUGUCGCAAUACACGUGGCCCAACUUCCGCGGCAACAGCGACAAAGACGCCGUCAUGGUGCUGCUGAGGGACCUGCAAGUUACUGACGUGCAGUUUGGACACACGAAACUGUUCAUCAGGAGCGCGCGAACAGUGCACAGCCUGGAGGCGGCGCGCGCGGACCUCAUACCGUCCAUCGUGGUGCUGUUGCAGAAGCUGUGGCGAGGCACCGUCGCCAGGAUGAGGUACAAGAAGAUGAAAGCGGCGCUCGUCAUCUUCAACGCUUGGAAACGAUACCGCUUCCGCCGCUACAUAGGCGAACUCCAAACGGAGCUGCAAAGAAACCGUGGCCUCAUCAAGCGCUGGCCGCCCGCACCGCGCCGCGUGGCCGUGGCCCUCCUCCAGGGCGCCUACCGCCGCUGGCGCGCCUACCUCACGCUCAAGCCCAUCCCGCGCGAGCAGUGGCCCCAACUCAAGCUCAAGAUAUCCGCUGCUAGCGUGCUGAAGUCCAGGCGGAGUCAAUGGGGUGCGGCUAGGAUAUGGAAGGGAGACUAUCUGGCUAUCAACUCCUAUAAUGACAAAGCUGCAAGCUACCAAUCCGCCAUGUCCAGCCUCCACCGCUCACAGAACGUGGGCAAGGCGCUUUUCUCGUGCCGGGUACACAAGUUCAACCGAUACAACAAGCUGGCGGAGCGGUGCCUGCUCAUCACCGACACGGCUAUAUACAAGCUGGACGCGAGCUCCUUCAAGCCGCUGAAAAAACCCACGCCCAUCACUGAGGUGGGAGCAGUGAGAGUGAUGAGCAGUGAAGCGCAGUUGGUAGUGAUCAGCGUGCCGUCCGCGCGGAACGACCUCGUGGUCGGGCUGGUGUCGGCGCGACCCGACCCGCCCGGCGCCUCGCCCGACUUGGUCGGCGAGCUGGUCGGCGUGUUGGCGCAUAGAUACCACUUACUAACAGGCUCAGAGCUGACAGUGGAGGUAGAGAGCGGUGCGACCACGCGCUGCACGCUCGGCGGCAAGAACAAGGCGCUGCAGCUGCCGGCCGCCUCGCCCGCCGCCUCGCCCGCCUCGCCCGCCGCCUCGCCCGAGGCUCCGCCCUUCACGCACGCGCACAACGUCAUCACAUACCACCCCGCCUCCGCUAUGGCGUAGAGGACAUCCCGAAGCGAGAACUGUUCUUUUUUUGUAAGUUAAAAAAAAGUUCGACGCUCGCUUCGCUUGCGCUGUUUUACUCCAAUAUGUCAUUGUUUCUUACAUUUUUUUUUGCACAUAGAAUGAUAAAUAGAAGAAAAGAAACUUAGAAACUUGAGGAAACUUAUAAAUAGAAAGAUUUUUAUUCAAAUGAACUUUUAAAUGGUUUUGAAUCUAAACUGAUCAGAAUGCCCCACUACGUAUAAGAACAAGAAACUCGCCGGUUGCUCUUUUCAAAGAUUCGAUUCACAAUAUUUAAAAAGUGCUAUCGCUGAGUUUCUUGAUUAAUAAUAAUUAAUUAAAAACCCCAUUCUUUGAUAUUUAUAGCAAAAUAUUUAAAAUAGAUAAAGCUACAUUUAAUUUAUGAAAAAAAUUAAGCAAUGAAAUUUAAAAUAUUUUUAACCGACUUCUUAAAAGGAGGAGGUUUUUUUGUUAAUAACGAUACCACCUAUGAUUUUUGUGAUAUGUAUAAGUAUAUCCCCGAUUUCAAGUCCCUUUGUUAUGGUGUAUUCAGACUUUAUAACAUAACAUUUUAUAAAAAAAAAACAAGAGCUUAUAACAUUUUAAUUAGUGUGUAAUUAAUAAUCCGUAUAAAAAUACACAUUUUGAACGUGUUAUACAUCAAAUGUUGUAUAACAAUGUUAUGUUAAAUUAUCUGGAUGCGCAGUUGAACUGUAUCUAACUGUAACGUCUGAUUGUAGUUUCAGUAAACGCACAUAUAUUAUAUUAUAUAGAAAAUAUUAUGCAAGUAAAUAAUAAUUGAAAAAUCGUCAAAGUUUUUACUAACAAUUUUUUUAUUGCUUAUGUUUCAUCAAGAAAAUAAAAUAUAUAAAUAGUGAAAUACAUAAUACAUAUAUUUAUUUAACCUUUAACAAGACUGUUUAAAGUAUUUUCACAUACUUUUUGAUUACAAUAGUAUUCCAAUUUUUAAAAUAGAUAUAUGAAAAACAUUAUAUAAAACUGCUUAUACAUUUUGCUACGCCGAACGCGAAGUAGACAUCGUAUUUUCAAAUUAUUUGUAUGAAAACUUGUAUAAUCUUUCGAUGCGUUCAAAAUUUAUUUCAUUCAAAAAUUCGAUCGUGCGGUGCGUUCGGUGCAAGCAAAUGCGAUUGGCUUAAUUCUAACUUUUAUAUAACAUGUUAUAUAACAUGACAAGCUUUUAUACAUUGUACAAAUAGAAGUGAUUUUUAUGUGUAUUACAAAAUAUAGGAGAUUUUUCUUCUUACGUUAUUAAUUAAUGCAUUUUAGAAUAGUACUUAAUAGUACAUAGUACUAAUAUUAUACAAUACGUCCAAACUUUGAAGGCUUUUAAGGAGAA
Maniola jurtina (meadow brown) is the source of this 4501-nucleotide messenger RNA. RefSeq names its product unconventional myosin ID (gene Myo31DF). Gene Ontology annotation, biological process: vesicle transport along actin filament; actin filament organization. Gene Ontology annotation, molecular function: actin filament binding; ATP binding; microfilament motor activity. The coding region runs from base 130 to 3144 and encodes 1004 amino acids. The record is from RefSeq and is a predicted model, not a curated record. Gene Ontology annotation, cellular component: actin cytoskeleton; cytoplasm; myosin complex. The transcript has 17 exons. NCBI's taxonomy places the organism in Eukaryota, Metazoa, Arthropoda, Insecta, Lepidoptera, Nymphalidae.